Molecule: messenger RNA, 1982 nt
Organism: Xenia sp. Carnegie-2017
Lineage: Eukaryota; Metazoa; Cnidaria; Anthozoa; Malacalcyonacea; Xeniidae
Exons: 2
Coding region: 166-1647 (493 amino acids)
Biological process (GO): signal transduction
Cellular component (GO): plasma membrane
Molecular function (GO): GTP binding; GDP binding; GTPase activity
Source: RefSeq, a predicted model, not a curated record
UAGAUCUCGACGAGCAGAUGUUGCAAGGCGGGAAAAUGGGAAACGCAGUUUGUCAUAUGAAUAUGCGUGGGUAAAUCGACUUCAACUACUGCACAUGCAUAAAAUAGGGGAGAUGUUUUGGAGUGUCUUCAGAGUACUGAACAACUUUACAGAACAAUCUCUUAUAUGGCAACUACUUACGGCUUCGCGAAACCCUUAACAAUUGCCGUAUUCGGCGAUAAAAAUGUUGGCAAAACUUCGCUUAUACGACGUUUCAUCGGGCAAAGCUUCAGUAAACAACAUAAACCGACAGUCGAGGAUUAUUAUGAAGAGGAAGUAAUCCGUGGAACACACAAAUGCCGCCAAUUGAAGAUUCUCGACACGACCGGAUCGUACGAUUUUCCAGUUAUGAGGCAGUUGGCAAUAUCCAAGGCUCAAGCGUUUAUCUUGGUUUAUUCAUUUGACGAUCCAAAAUCAUUUGAGAAAAUUAAAUGGCAUCGUCAAGAAAUACUAAAAUACAAAAGUCAUUCAAACGUUCCUAUGUUGAUCGUAUGUAAUAAAACAGACCUUACUGACAUUAACAAUUUAGAAGGAAUCCUAAAAGAUUCUUCUAACAAUGUUGCUUUGCCAUUCCUCAAUGAUCUACGUUCACAGGUGAAAAUAGUCGACGAUUGGAAAUGUAAAUUGAUGUUUACAUCUGCAAAGGUGCGCUGGAACAUCAAUAAAGUAUUUUUUGAACUUGUGAACAUUGAAGAAGAGGAUCUUGACAAUAAAAGCAAAGAUAAAAUGGUGAAUCGAAGGAGACGUUCAAGUUUAUGGUAUCAUAUUGUAUGUCCAAGUAAUCGGUCACAACGAGCAGCCAAACAUAUGGUCCGCACAAGAUCUUUAUCUUCAGUUGACAUAUAUAUGGCUAGUGGAUACCAGAGAAGUUUUGAGAAAAUGAAAAAUCCCAGACAAGAGGGAAAGGAUACGUUAGUGAAAACUAUUGCAGUUAUUGGCGGUUCAAAAACUGGCAAGACAUCGCUUAUUUCUAGAUUUUUAGGCAAACCUUUCGAUGAAAAUCAUUCACCUACAGUAGAGGAUCAUCAUGCUGGAAAAUUUUACGUCGGUGAUACUCUGUGUCAUCUUGAAAUCGUUGAUACUUCGGGUAGUUUUGAAUUUCCUGUUAUGGAGCGUUUGACUAUGAAGAAAGCAAAUGGAUACGUUUUUGUAUAUUCUUUACAUGACGAACAAAGUUUUGAGCGCGUCGAAGCUGCUCUAAGACGACUAAAAGAUUUGAAAGAUAUUAGCAAGCUUCCUGUUGUCAUUGUAUGCAAUAAAGCAGACUUAGCAAAUAUUGUUGCUCUUAGAAACAUUCAAAUGCGUUUAGAUGCUGGCGAAUGUACUUUAAACUGUUCAAGAUUACCCAGCGGAACGAAUGAAACCUUGGACAUUAACAGUCUCAGCGUUGUUCAGAUUUUGCGCUCACAAAUACAACGGGCUCACGAGAACGGUUGUAAGUUUUUACUAACGUCGGCGAAGUACCGUUGGAAUGUGAAUAGAAUUUUUGAAUUAUUAUUUCAAGAUGAAAAGCUUGAGAGAAGGAGUAGUUUAAUGAAAUCAACGUUAAAAACGAAACGAGAGAAGGGAUUAUCUCGCGUGAGAAGUCUUUCUGCUUUAAUGAAAUGACGUUUGACUUUUUGACAAGUAAAGCAGAGAAAGAUUUAUGGAUAAGUACUCAACAUUCGUUUUGUAUAUAGUUGCGUAAUCCACUAUUGUCAAAAGUGUUCGGUGGAAUAACUUUUAAUGUGGGAUGAUAGCAAAUACGUGAUUGCUUGCGCGGUUCUCUAAGACCGUAUGUGGGAGAUGACCUAACCCUAAGAAGAGGAUAUUUAUUUCUAAUAUAUCUCAAAGACAAAGAUAUUUAUACUAAUUAAAAAUCAAUUACUACAUGUAAAAUACUCAAUGUGAAAUAUAUAUACAUAUAAUAUAUCAAUGCAAUAACACCGUGGAAAUAAUUUCAA